Messenger RNA from Mus pahari (shrew mouse), 954 nucleotides. RefSeq names its product doublecortin domain containing 2B (gene Dcdc2b). NCBI's taxonomy places the organism in Eukaryota, Metazoa, Chordata, Mammalia, Rodentia, Muridae. Bases 1 to 954 code for a protein of 317 amino acids. The record is from RefSeq and is a predicted model, not a curated record. The transcript has 9 exons. Gene Ontology annotation, cellular component: microtubule; microtubule organizing center. Gene Ontology annotation, biological process: intracellular signal transduction.
AUGGCAGCCAAGAGGAUACUGGUGUAUCGAAAUGGGGACGCCUUCUUCCCAGGCCACCAGCUGGUGGUGACCCAACGCCGCUACCCCACCAUGGAGGCUUUCCUUUAUGAGGUGACAUCAGCUGUGCAAGCCCCACUGGCUGUACGUGCCCUCUACACACUUAGUGAUGGCCACCCUGUCACCAACUUGGCUGACCUACAGAACGGAGGACAAUAUGUGGCUGCUGGCUUUGAACGAUUCCACAAGAUCCACUAUUUGCCUCCUGAAAGGAAACACCCAGGUGGGAAGACUAGGCAACAACAUCCUCCUGUGUCUCAGCGCCCGUGUGAUGGUGUCUUUGGACAGUGGUUGCCAGCAGAUGCCCCCUGCUACAUCCAUGUGUUCAGGAACGGGGAUCUGCUAAGUCCCCCCUUUGGUCUGAAGCUGUCCCAGACUGCCAUCCAGGACUGGGAAAUGGUGUUGAAGCUGCUCAGUGAGAAGGUUACCUUACAGAGUGGGACUGUACACAAACUCUGCACCCUCGAGGGGAUCCCACUGUCCACAGGGACUGCUCUGGUGAACGGCCAUUACUAUGUGGCUGUUGGAGAAGAAGAGUUCAAGGCCCUCCCCUAUAUGGAGCUGCUGGUGCCCAGCCCCUCUCUGUCCAGGGGCUGCUGGUGUCCUCCAGGCCUGACCUACAAAGCCCACAGGAAGAGGGUCCAGGGCUACAGGGCCCCAGCAGCCCAGCCUUGCCCAAAGGAGCUGGGGGAAACCGGGCCAUCCGCUUUCUAUGCCAGGUCCCGGCAGCCCUGGCAGUCAUGGAGCAAGCUCCCUGCUCUCUCUUCUGCGUCAGGAGUUACGGGAGUGUAUGGGGCUCCUUACCCGAGGAAGGAGACAGCUGGGGCUCAGGAAGUGGAUGAGGAUGAGAACACCUGCACAGAGGAGCCUGUGGAUCAGUCAGCCAAAGCGCUGUAA